CUCCAGCCAGAAAGUCUAUAUCGACAUAUUUCCGCUAACUAUUUCGGACUGGUUCUAACACAGGGACGACUGAGAAAAUGCUGAGAGCAGCAGGUGCUGCUGUUUCAAUGGAGGGAGCCUUAGAGAAGCUCCACUUACAAAUUAUGAGUCUUCACUGUAAAUAUGGACAGAGAACUUGUCAACCAUUUUUGAAACCAAGUUCAGCCGGCAUUGAUGAGAAUUUUUCUUCUAUCAAUCUCAAACACUCUAGCUUGAUAAGCUGGCGUGGUGAUUCAUUAAAGGUUUCUGCAAUAAGGAGGAGGAGGGUACACCAAAGGACAGAAACUUAUGUGCUUUUAGAACCUGGACAAGAUGAGACGUUUGUUUCUGAAGAAGUGCUAAAAGCUAAGUUGAAAGUUUUUCUUGAAAAUUGGCCAGGAAAGGCCCUGCCACCGGACCUUGCAAGAUUUCAAACUAUUGAUGAUGCGGUUUCUUUCUUGGUAAGUUCAGUCUGUGAACUUGAAAUUGAUGGAGAUGUCGGUUCAGUUCAAUGGCAUCAAGUUCGUUUGGAGUGAGAAGAAUUCAAGCAUUAUCUAGCGUUAGAUUUUGUCAAUUUAAUUAAAGCUUGUCCUACUCUUAAUAUGAAACACAUGAUCCAUGUUUAGUUUUUACUCUGAUAGGCAAAAUAGCUCUAAAAAAAAUUAAGACAAGAAGAAGAUUUCGCUGUA
This is a messenger RNA of Hevea brasiliensis (rubber tree), 707 nucleotides long. Its product is annotated as protein CHLORORESPIRATORY REDUCTION 7, chloroplastic. Gene Ontology annotation, cellular component: chloroplast stroma. The coding region runs from base 78 to 554 and encodes 158 amino acids. The transcript has 3 exons. Lineage: Eukaryota; Viridiplantae; Streptophyta; Magnoliopsida; Malpighiales; Euphorbiaceae. The record is from RefSeq and is a predicted model, not a curated record.